UAAAGAUGAGUGUCUCUGUGAAAAUAAUGAAGAAAUUGAUGAAGAAAUCAGUACAGAUAAAAAUGUAAAAUUAGCUGCAAGAGUAUUAAUAAAGUUAUCACAGGAUACUGCAAGCUCUUUAGAAUUAGAAGGAUUUAACAAAGAAAUUUGCAAAUUAGCUCCAAAAAGAAAUAAAAGAAAUAUAUCGAAACACCAAAAAAAUUUCCAAAUUGAUGAACAAGACUUCCAACUUACUGAUAGUAAAGAAACAAUUUUGGCAUCUUCAACAAAUUCUCCCUCUUCAAAACAAUCUCCUUCUUUUGAAUCUGUAGAACAAUCUCAAGAAGAGAUUAAUUUAGUUUCUUUGGAAUCUAAAUCUCAAGAAGAGAUUAAUUUAGUCUCUUUGGAAUCUGAACCACAAAAGAGUCAAGGAUCUUCAAAACAGUUGCCAAAAUAUCCAGUAUCUGCUAAAAUUCUAAUAAAAAGAUAUCAAUUGCCGAAUUCAUUCAAAAAAAUAACCUCCGAUGAUAUGGAUGUGUCUGUAAAUAUUGUAAAUGAGAGUGCUGUAGAUUCUAUAGAAAAAAAAUUAGCUCAAUUAUUCCAAACAGCUUAUCGUAGUGAAAAGAAACUUCAACGAAUUAAGCAAAAGGAAAUUUGA
This is a messenger RNA of Racocetra persica, 637 nucleotides long. The record is from the annotation of a GenBank genome assembly. Lineage: Eukaryota; Fungi; Glomeromycota; Glomeromycetes; Diversisporales; Gigasporaceae.